CACAAUUCCAGUGAAUGGCAAAUUAUACUUUUCGCCGUGUGAAGCCGCAUUUCUUAUUCGUUUACCACUUUUGCUGAAUUUUAACAACUAAAGAUGUCAAAGGCCCAUCCCCCAGAGUUGAAAAAGUACAUGGACAAGCGCAUGAUGCUGAAGCUGAACGGCGGACGCGCCGUCACCGGCAUUUUACGGGGAUUCGAUCCGUUCAUGAACGUGGUCCUGGACGAUACCGUGGAGGAGUGCAAGGACAACACCAAGAACAACAUUGGCAUGGUGGUAAUCCGCGGCAACAGCAUUGUCAUGGUGGAGGCACUGGACAGAGUUUAGCAGCAGCUUCGGAUCAUCAAGUCUUUAUCUUAUAGUGUAGUGUUAAGCUUCUGAAAAUAUGCAUUCUCUGUAACGUCUUUCACACGACAAAGCUAUAAAUUUUCUGUAAAGUUU
This is a messenger RNA of Drosophila bipectinata, 438 nucleotides long. It is a transcript of the gene SNRPG, whose product is annotated as small nuclear ribonucleoprotein G. Gene Ontology annotation, biological process: spliceosomal snRNP assembly; mRNA splicing, via spliceosome. NCBI's taxonomy places the organism in Eukaryota, Metazoa, Arthropoda, Insecta, Diptera, Drosophilidae. Gene Ontology annotation, molecular function: RNA binding. The record is from RefSeq and is a predicted model, not a curated record. Gene Ontology annotation, cellular component: spliceosomal tri-snRNP complex; U5 snRNP; U12-type spliceosomal complex.